CAAUAUUUAGCAGCGACAAAAUCACCCAUUUGUGACUAAUAAGAGUAUAAUUCAUAUAAAUUCCUAACGACUGUUUAGAUAAAGUAUGGACGACGAGGAGGAAACAUACAGAUUGUGGAAGAUUCGCAAGACCAUCAUGCAGCUAUGCCACGACAGAGGCUACCUCGUGACCCAGGACGAGCUGGAUCAAACUCUGGACGACUUCAAGAGUCAGUUUGGCGACAAACCCAGCGAGAGUCGACCCAGACGGACUGACCUCACCGUGCUGGUGGCGCACAAUGAUGACCCCACAGACCAGAUGUUUGUUUUCUUCCCUGAGGAGACCAAGGUGGGCAUUAAGACUAUCAAGAUGUACUGUCAGAGGAUGCAGGAGGAGAACAUUACGCGGGCCAUCAUUGUAGUCCAGAUGGGCAUGACGCCCUCUGCAAAACAGUCUUUAGUGGACAUGGCACCCAAGUAUAUCCUGGAGCAGUUUCUGCAGCAGGAGCUACUCAUCAACAUCACAGAACAUGAGCUUGUGCCAGAACACAUCGUCAUGACAAAAGAGGAAGUGACGGAGCUCCUGGCAAGAUAGUAUCUGAAGGAGAGUCAGCUCCCCAGGAUCCAAGCCGGAGACCCCGUGGCUCGCUACUUCGGCUUAAAGAGGGGGCAGGUGGUGAAAAUCAUCAGGCCGAGUGAGACAGCUGGACGGUACAUCACCUACAGGCUGGUGCAGUGACAGAUGUCAACUGGGGAAGCAUUCGAAGACGUUCCAGCCACACUCAUCAUCCUUGGAUCCCUGUUUUGUGUUACAUUUCAUUUGUGUUUCUAUUCCAAAAAUGACAUUUGUAAAAUAAAAAUGAUCUAUUGAAAAUAAA
This is a messenger RNA of Hippocampus zosterae (dwarf seahorse), 857 nucleotides long. RefSeq names its product RNA polymerase II, I and III subunit E, b (gene polr2eb). The coding region runs from base 86 to 574 and encodes 162 amino acids. Gene Ontology annotation, cellular component: RNA polymerase I complex; RNA polymerase III complex; RNA polymerase II, core complex. The record is from RefSeq and is a predicted model, not a curated record. Gene Ontology annotation, biological process: DNA-templated transcription. NCBI's taxonomy places the organism in Eukaryota, Metazoa, Chordata, Actinopteri, Syngnathiformes, Syngnathidae. Gene Ontology annotation, molecular function: DNA-directed RNA polymerase activity; DNA binding. The transcript is spliced from 8 exons.